Molecule: messenger RNA, 2295 nt
Organism: Octodon degus (degu)
Lineage: Eukaryota; Metazoa; Chordata; Mammalia; Rodentia; Octodontidae
Gene: Fuca2
Product: alpha-L-fucosidase 2
Exons: 7
Coding region: 48-1463 (471 amino acids)
Biological process (GO): fucose metabolic process; glycoside catabolic process
Cellular component (GO): lysosome
Molecular function (GO): alpha-L-fucosidase activity
Source: RefSeq, a predicted model, not a curated record
GCAGCGCGGAGCAGUCAGCAGCGCACUCGGGCGCCGCCGCUUGGGACAUGCCGUCCCGGCCGCCGCCGUGCCCCGCGCUCCCCGGGCUGCUGCUGCUGCUGCUGCUGCUGCUGCUGCUGCUGCGCCCCGCGCGGCCCGGGGCCGUGGGCGCCGCGCCCUUCGAGCCCAGUUGGGAGUCGCUGGACGCGCGCCCGCUCCCGGAGUGGUUCGACGCGGCCAAGUUCGGCGUCUUCAUCCACUGGGGCGUGUACUCGGUGCCCAGCUUCGGGAGCGAAUGGUUCUGGUGGUAUUGGCAAAACCAAAAGAUACCAAAAUAUGUGGACUUUAUGAAAGAUAAUUACCCUCCAGAUUUUAAAUAUGAAGAUUUUGGACCACUCUUUACAGCAAAAUUUUUUAACGCCAGCCAGUGGGCUGAUCUUCUGCAGGCGUCUGGCGCCAAGUACGUUGUCUUGACUUCUAAACAUCAUGAAGGCUUUCCCUUGUGGGGCUCGGAGUAUUCCUGGAACUGGAACGCUGUGGACGAGGGGCCGAAGAGGGACAUUGUCAAGGAACUCGAGGUGGCUGUUAGGAGCAGAACCAACUUGCACUUUGGACUAUACUAUUCUCUUUUUGAAUGGUUUCAUCCACUGUUUCUUGAGGAUAAAUCCAGUUCCUUCCAAAAGCAGAAAUUUCCAGUAGCUAAGAUGCUGCCGGAGCUCUAUGAGUUAGUGACCAGGUACCAGCCCGAGGUUCUGUGGGCUGAUGGAGAUGGAGGUGCGCCUGAUUCCUACUGGAACAGCACUGGCUUCUUGGCGUGGCUGUAUAACGAAAGCCCAGUUCGGGACACAGUGGUCACCAAUGAUCGCUGGGGAGAUGGCUGCAUCUGCAGGCACGGUGGCUACUACACCUGUGCUGAUCGCUACCACCCAGGGCAUCUGCUGCUACAUAAGUGGGAAAACUGCAUGACAAUAGACCAGCUUUCCUGGGGCUACAGGAGGGACGCUGGAAUCAGUGAUUAUCUUACAAUUGAAGAACUGGUCAAGCAACUCGUGGAGACAGUUGCAUAUGGCGGAAAUCUUCUGAUGAAUAUUGGGCCCACACUGGAUGGAACCAUUUCUGCAAUUUUUGAGGAGCGAUUAAGACAAAUGGGGGCCUGGUUAAAAGUCAAUGGGGAAGCCAUUUAUGACACCCACACUUGGCGAUUCCAGAAUGACACUUUCACCCCAAAUGUGUGGUACACAUCUAAACCUAAGGAAAAAUUAGUCUAUGCCAUUUUCCUUAAGUGGCCCAUUUCAGGACAGCUGGUUCUUGCCCAACCCAGUGGUAUUCCAGGGGAAACAGAGGUUGAACUACUGGGACACGGACAGCCACUCCCCUGGACUUCUUUCAAGCCCGCUGGCAUGGUGGUGCAGUUGCCUCAGCUCACCAUUCAUCAGAUGCCCAGUAGAUGGGGCUGGGCUCUCAGACUCUCGAGUGUGAUCUGAUAUGCAGCCAAGAGGCCAAUGCUGCAGUUACCUCAGCCCUUGGAAAUCUCAGGUUUCUGUAGGCGUACUAUAUGGAGAAUGCUAAUGUAAAAUGGAUCAAUGCAAAAUCAAGUAAUUAUUUAGGAAAAUUCUUUCCUAAUUUAUUUCCAAAAUGUUCCCAAUUUAUGUUACUAUUUUAAUUUUUCAAUGUACUGUGCCACUGAAGUCUCUUCAUAGUGAUUUUUUUUUCCAUGUGUGUCCAUUUCCAUUUCUAGGUGGAAAUGUUUUUGUCUUGUCUUAGCUGGAAGCUGUUGUGCUAUCAGUUAAAAUCUGACCCCCACACCCUGGAUUCUUACAUUGAAGCCCUAGCCCCCAGUGUGACUAUAUUGGGGAAGAGCCUUUUUUUUUUUUUGGUGGAACUGGGGAUUGAACUGAGACCCUUGCACUUGCCAGGGAAGUGCUUAUUCUACUGAGCCAUCUCCCAGGCCCAGAAAAAGCCUUUUUAAGAGGUAAUUAAGGUUACACAAGGUCAGAAGGGUGAGCCUCUAAUCCAGCAGGACAGACUUUCUUAUCAAGGAAAGAAACUGUGGAGAUGGGAGGACACAGGAUGCUUUGUGAAAAGAUACAUCAGGGCGAUCAUGGCCAGGCCAAACCCAGCGGUGCUGGAAGCAUCCAAACCUGCUGACACCCCAGUCUUGAUCUGGGACUUCCGGCCUCCAGAACUGUGUGAAAUAAACUUCUGCAUAAGUUGUCCAGGCUGUGGUUUCUGUUAUGGCAGCCCCGGCUUACAGUUUAGGAGGUAUGUAACAUUGCCAAUGCAUGUAGAGAUUUUUUGUAAACAUAAUUAUCUUUU